GUCGGGAGCGCGCGUUGAGAGGCAAAGGGGGAAGAGGGAGGCGCCGUGAUCGUGUCCGCUGCCUGCCUGCCUGUUAGUGAGGAGUCAGGACUGACAGCCAGCUGUGGUGCGGCUACCGCGACAACAACCGCAGCUUCUUUUAUUCCCCGCUGGAACCUUUACACCGUGUUUGGAACCUCUCUUGUGUUGCCGAAUCGAAGGGAAACGACGCCCCCCCCAAAAAAAGGCAAAGCCAAACGGCAGUGUCGUUGGUGGUGCUAGCUAGCUAAAGACGAGCCUUCGUUCAAGAUGAAUCCGCUGUGUAACAGAUGUAACCGAGUCGUCUACCCCACGGAAAAAGUCAAUUGUCUGGAUAAGUACUGGCAUAAAGGAUGCUUCACCUGCGAGGUCUGCAAAAUGACUCUAAACAUGACGAAUUACAGAGGUUUCGAAAAGAGACCAUACUGCAAUGCACACUACCCCAGGACAGGCUUCACCUGUGUGGCUGACACUCCAGAGAACAUCCGUCUCAAACAGCAGAGCAAGAUGCAAAGCCAGGCUCGCUACAGGGAGGAUUUUGAAAAGAACAAAGGGAAAUCUUUCACCGUGGUCACAGACACGCCAGAGCUGCAGAGACUUAAGAAAUCGCAGGACCAAGUCAGCAAUAUCAAGUACCAUGAGGAGUUUGAGAAGAGUAAGACUCCACAUCCGCAAGGCAACCCCAGCCCAGCUGCUUUCCAGCCCAUGGCAGCCCCUCAGAACUACCACCGUGAUCCUCACCCUGAGCCUGUCUCCCAGGCGGCAGCUGCCCCGCCUCCCAGCGCUGCUGGGAAGCGGUACCGGGCGGUGUACGACUACGCUGCCGCCGACGAGGACGAGGUGUCCUUCAUGGACGGCGACGUGAUCGUGGACGUGCAGCAGAUCGACGUGGGCUGGAUGUACGGCCGCGUGGAGCGCACCGGCCUGCAGGGCAUGCUGCCCGCCAACUACGUGGAGGCCGUCUGAGAGGAGGAUGAGAAAGGAAAGGAAAGGAAAGGAUAAAAAAAAAAAAAGCCCAGUGCCAUCUCAUAUUAAAUGCCGCUUCUCUUGAUUUAACCUCAUUUGACCCCGCCCUCUUUCUCUCUCUCUCUCUCUCUCUCUUUCUCUCCCUAACCUCAAGACUUCUUCUGUCCACCUUCUUGUCAGUCCGUGCUGAUGUCUGUCUCUGUUUGGGUGUGUCUCCUCGUCACGCAGCUCCAAUCCUCACUAUAGCACUUAACUUCCCCACCUUCAACACAGAUCUUUCUUUCUUUCUUUGCAGACUGGAACGUGUGUUUAAUCGACGCUCAAACACUUGUACAUUCCUUUGACCUCCGUCCCACGGAGAAGUUUUUGAAAUAUAUAUAUACAUACAUAUAUAUAGACCUGUCUAGCUAAUGUGACGCCCACAUUGUGGGUCAUGUUCAACUGGAAAAGCGCAGCUCCUGCUGUUUCCCCUCAAGACAUCCUACUUCCUGUUUGCUCCCAAAUGGCGUUGACUUUUUCGUCUUUUUUCGUCACCGUUUUGUCUAUAAAGUUGUCAGAGAAAAGAGGAGGACUUUAUCGUUUUAACUGCGAGGACACUUUUUCCCGUCUUAUCUUUAGUAAAUGUGGGUCUCCUUCCUCCUCACUCACGCUGUCCUUCCUUCGCCUUUGUUGUGAUCGCCAAGAUGCUUAUUUUCAAAAAAAGAAAAGGAAAAAAAAAAAGUGUAUUAAAGGAAUAAACCAGCAAUUCAAGUUUGUGUAGUCGGAGUUGGACGUGGCUUGGAACGAGGCGGGGACGGAGUGAGCGUUUGUCCGUGUAAAUAAUCUCCUUUUCUGACUGCGCUGGGGGAUGUGUGGUGUUUGGGGGUGCUCUCUAUGUAGCCAGGGGACAUUUUGUACCACGGUGUAUGCAUUGUUGAGGUCAACUGUGGACGCCACGCCUGCGCAUAGGUGGGGGAAUCUUUUUAAAUGGUGUACGAAAGCAUCACAGGCUUUUUUUUUUCUUGUCAGUUUGGGCAUUCACACAUUUCCCAUGACUUCUAAAGGGAGGAAUGCAAAGUUUGUGAUCAUAUUUCUAUAGUUACUAAUGCCAUUGUUUGUACGGAGAUCCUAAAGACAAGCAGUGUUAGGAUGCUCUCGAGUGGAGCUGCCUGUUAGUCAACCAAGGUCUUUUUUUUGGUUUUGUUACAUCCAAUCUUUACACAUCAAAAAACGUAGCGCCACCUUCUCAUUGACUCGCUUGUCCUCCUCGCCCUCUGCUGAACCCGUUGUUCCCUUCAGCCUUCGUCGCCCCUCUGUGCUUUCGUACCCAUCAUUCCGUUCUGCUCGCCAUUCUGCUUUAUAUACCGUAGGACUCAUGUUAUUUGCAAGUGGAGCGUGCAGACCAGUUUUGUGCAAUUCAUCUUGAAAAAAAAAUUUUCAGUAUGGUUUUCUUGUUUUACAAAAUGGAAUAAAGAUAGCAUAUGCAUAUUGACACCUUGUCAAAAAUUUAAAAAAAGACAAAAAAAGUGCAGCAUUCUCAGAUGUUAGGACCUGAAAUCAUCUCCUGUCAGCACUUCAUCUGUACUGAUGACUCUGCAGAUUCAAUAAAAAUGUCAUUUUUCUCAA
This is a messenger RNA of Nerophis lumbriciformis (worm pipefish), 2589 nucleotides long. It is a transcript of the gene lasp1, whose product is annotated as LIM and SH3 protein 1. Lineage: Eukaryota; Metazoa; Chordata; Actinopteri; Syngnathiformes; Syngnathidae. Gene Ontology annotation, cellular component: focal adhesion. Gene Ontology annotation, molecular function: actin filament binding. The record is from RefSeq and is a predicted model, not a curated record.